Paramecium octaurelia is the source of this 5039-nucleotide messenger RNA. NCBI's taxonomy places the organism in Eukaryota, Ciliophora, Oligohymenophorea, Peniculida, Parameciidae. The record is from the annotation of a GenBank genome assembly.
AUGUCUUAUCGUGUUAACAAUGCAGAAAUUGAGGGACAACAUCCACUUCUAAAAGUUACUCCUGUCAGAUUCCUUAGGAUCAGACUUAUUUUGAUUGUAAUUGUUUAAAAUGAAUUUAGAUCAUCAUUUCCAUAAUGACAGGCUGUAUGUUCGCAUUGGCCUUGAGAUGGAGUAAAAAAUUGUAUAACUGGUUUCUAUUUACUCCUUGCAAUGUUGAAGAGACAGGAACACAUUAUAGGGUAGAUACAUAGAAUGGUCAAUAAUUUACAUUAGAAAAGCAGUAGAUGAAUGGCAUAUACUAUUUUACAUUCAGGUAGUAAGACUGUUAAAUUUAGACUUCUUAAAUAUGCAUUUGAUCCAAAAACACAGUGUUAUUAACCAAUUGAAUUUGAAACUGACGGCAAGAUAAUCAAAGAUAUAAUAGCUAAUCGUAAUGUAUUAACUCAAAAUUUGAAAAUAUAAUACUAUGGGAAAUGUCAACUCCAAAUACCCAUCCAACCCCUGGCCGAAUUUUUAUUCGAGCACCUAACCGGCCCAUUCAAUAUCCUCCAAUAUUUUGCCGUAGCUGUAUGGUUUGCUCAAAAUUCAAUCACAUUCCCGAUCCUCAUCUUGGCAUUCACAGCAAUUGCAGUUAUAGUCAACUAUAUCUUGUACAGAAGAUCAAGGAGUCUCUUACAGAAAUUAGCUAACAUCCAUCAGAAUGUAAUAUUGAAGAGUGAUACGUUAAGAACUGUGAAUGGAUCUGAAUUACUCCCAGGAGAUUACAUAAUAUUAUAGGAAGGAUAACAAUUGAAUUGUGAUUGUGCUAUUCUUUAAGGAGAUGUCAUGGUAAAUGAAGCAACAUUGACAGGAGAAAAUGUACCAAUACCAAAAACAGCCUUGCCUGAUCAUUCAGUUAAAUUCAAUUUCGAGUCACUAAAUCAACAUUGUCUAUUUGAAGGAACUAGUAUAGUGAAAGUGAAUACAACAACUGAGAAUGUGGCAAUAGUCCUAAGAACUGGAUUUAGUUCUUUAAGAGGAUAAUAUUUUAGAAAUGUUUUAUUCCCUGCACCUCCCUCCUAAAGAUUUUAUGUCCAAGCAGCUAAAUUUAUAUUAACUUUUGCCACAAUAAUAGCUAUAGUCUAUGGUUUUAUGCUAAUAAAAUACAUCCCGAUGGAAUUCAAAACAAGUCUCUUAGUAUUAAGAUUCCUUGAUAAUAUUGUUUGGUCAAUACCUCCUUCGAUGCCUAUCUUCUUUAACAUUUGUAAAACUGCUAGUUUAGUUCGACUGAGUUCGAUCGGCAUUAAUGGCAGUAAUGCUGAUAAGAUUGAAUCUGCUGGUCGUAUUGAUACUUGUUGUUUUGAUAAAACAGGCACUCUUACAACUCUAGGUUUGAAAGCAAUCAAAGUUUGGACUCAUGAUCAAUCAUUAGUAAUUUUAGUGUAUUUAUAUUUAAUAGGAAUAAAUUGCUAAUUACAUUUUAGCAUGUUGUCAUCAUCUUUUAUUGAUUAAUGGAGAAUUGCAAGGUGAUCCUUUGGAAAUAGAGAUGCUAAACUUCAUUGGUUGGAAGAUUAACUUUGAAGGCAAAUCCUUCUUUUCAGUUAAAAAGGAUUCAUAAGAAUUUGAAAUCAUAAAGAUCUUUGACUUUAGUUCAGCAAGGUAAAUGAUGAGUGUCAUAGCAACAGAUGGAACCAAUUUCUAUUUAUUUUCUAAAGGAUCUCCUGAAAUGAUUAAUCAGUAAUCUCAAGACAAAAAGUAAGUUGUUUUAGAUGAAGUCAAAAAAUAUGCAUCAAAUGGAUUCAGAGUGUUGGGUUUGGGUUAUCGUAAAUUAAAUAACAACCAAUUAGAUCUACAAAGAGAAGAAUUGGAAACACAGUUGAAUAUUGUUGGUAUGUUUGUUUUAGAAAAUCCACUCAAAGAUGAUACUCCUUAAGUGAUAUAAACUUUAAGAAACAGUGGAUUGGAUAUCAAAGUGAUUUCAGGGGAUAGCCCUUUAACUACUAUCUAUUGUGCUAAAAUAUCUGGAAUCAUUGAUUUCAACUCUGAAGUUGUGAUUCUAGAUUAUAAUUCGUCCAAAAGAUAAAUAGUCAUCUUUGAUAAUGAUAAUCAAGCUAAUUAUGAUGAAAAUGCCAUAGAAAACCAAAAUUUAAUCGAAUAAAUUAUUCAAAAUCCUAAAAUGACUGCAUUGACUGGGAAAUUCUUAGAAUUUAUAUCUAAAUUUUUAACAAUUGCCAAUCCUAAUAGAGAAACCAGUAUCAGUAUGACAUAAAACAAUUCAUCAAAUCAAAUUUUCUCUGAUAAUAAUGCAAUUGAAUUUGAUGAUACCAAAAUGAAAGAACUUACUAAGAAAUUAAUUUCAAAGACUAGAGUUUUCGCCAGAUAAAAGCCAGAACAAAAGAAAUAAAUUGUUGCAUUACUCCAAGAAAUGGGAAGAUAAGUCAUGAUGACUGGAGAUGGAGCCAAUGAUUGUGUAAGUUUUUAAAAUUAUAUAAUUUAGUCAGCUAUAGCAUAGGCAUAAGUAGGUAUUUCAUUCAGUGAAUCUGAUGCUUCUUAUACUGCACCAUUUAGUUCAAAAUCAACUUCAUUAAAAUGUUGUGUCUAAGUCUUAGCAUAAGGAAAGGCAGCCAUAAUGACUAUAAUUGAGGUGUUUUAAUAUCAACUUAGUGUUAAUGGAAUUAAAUUUGCUGCUGUUACCAUUAUGUUUUUAGAAGUUUAGAAUUUUUGUAAUCCUAAAUUACUAUUAUUUUAGCUGAAUUUUAAACUGUCUAUGUUGGAUUCAUUUCCAAUAUUCCCUUAUUAAUUUUCUUAUGUAUUUCUUCCCCAACCACAGAACUAGCAGAAUAUAUACCUUUAGAUGAUCAAUUCUCCUAUUAAAAUCAAAUUCAAAUCUAUACUAAUAUUUUCUUCGCUGUUUUAGGGUAUGUUUAUAAUUUAAUAUCAUUAUAGGUUAUGUAUCAAUUACGGUAUUCUUACUACAACAGAUAGAUUCUUUGAAUAUUCUAAACCUAUUGAAAAGUUUUAAAGAGAGGGAUACUUGAAUUCAAUCAUGUUUUUAAGUUUGAUGUACUACUUCAUGUCUUUUGGAGUAUCAAUAUACGUAUCAAAUCCUUUUAAAGUCAAAUACUAUAAAAACAUCUUACUAACAUUAUGGACAACUCUUGGUUUUGUUGUUGCAAUAGUAUCAUUCAUAUUCCCUCAAAGGGCUAGUUGGUGCGAUGUAAUUGAUAUUAAAGAAGACACGUAAAUAUUCAUAAUUAUUUUAAUAUCAGUUUCAAAGGAUUUAAUUGGGUUGUUUUAUCAGUUGUCAUAGUAACAUCUUUUCUUGGAUUUUUUUUCCAGGCCCUUCUUUAAAGAUAUAUACCGUCAAUGUAUAAAAUAACACAUAAAUCAUGAAGAAUAAUUUCAUAACAAAUAAUAUAAUAUUAAAAUACAUCCAUAUAUUAUUAUUAGCAAUUCUGGUUGCAGAUAUUUAUGAUUCCAAUUAAUUCCUUUCCUCCAAAUAAGUGAGUUUUCAGUACUUAAAUUCAAAUUUAAUUAUAAAUCCGUUUUAUUAAUUUUAUUAAAUGCUUAUUUUGUUUUUCUUGGUAGGAUCACUAUCACAAAGCACUUAGUAUUUAUGACUAAAAAUUAUUAGAGCUUUCUAGUUAUAUCACAGUCGAUGAUGCCUUAUCUGAUCUGUUAAAAACGUAGCCCAAAGGAUAUAAGCCGUGGCAUCCAUCGUUGAAUGUGAGAUUACGUGUUUAAGAAGAAGAAAGAACUUAAGAAUUUUAUUCAUUUGUCUAAUAGCAAAUUAAAAUCAAAUAAAGAGGGAUCAACACAUAGCAUCCAAUGCAAUUUGUGUAGGUUUAAGGCCCAGAAUUCUUUGAGAACUUGGUUUGUAAAUGUAGUUUUUCGCCUGCAGAAGCUGCUUAAGAAGAGGAAGAAGGAGGAGAAGGAGGAGGCGAGGAAGCAGAAGGAGGGGGAGCAUGCGAAGCAGAGGGAGGUGGAGACCAGGAAGGUGGAGAAGGAGAAGGAGAGGAAGUUGAAUUCAUUGUUAAAAAGACCAAAGCUCAUGGGAAAGACUUCAGUUUCCUAUAAGUAGGAACUUAAAGUAAUUUAAAUUAAUAUAUACCUCAACCUUAACAAGCCGAUUAAUUAUCUUAAUAUGACUUAAGAUUACAGGCUCAGGAAUUAUUGAUAAAGCAGUUCAUGGAAAAAUAAAAUUAACUGACUCAACAAUUAUCUCUGUUACAACAGAGCUAGGGUGUAUUUGUACCAUCGCUUUUUCCCUAAGUCGUAGAUACUAAUUAUCUAACACCUUAAUAACAAGCUCAAAUGCUUUAUAUGUUGUAGCUGUAAUAGUAAUAACAAUAAAUUCAAUAACAGCUACUUUAAUAGUAAAUGCUGAAUCCAUUAUCCUUCUAAUCAAGUCCAACCAUAGUAAAGAAUGAUAAUAUUUAAACAUAACAAUAAUACUAAAUCCCAUUACAAUAGCCACUUGUUUAUACUUAGACUGUUACUUAGCCCAUUUUGAACCAAUAACAAUUAUUGCUCUAAUAAUAAUUACUACAAUAAUAAUAAAUUCCUCAAUAAUUAACUUAAUAGUAACUUCUACAGCAACCACAGUAGUUAUUGAAUUAAUAGUAAAUACCAUAAUCCUAGCCAUAAUAGCAAGUUUAAUCUUAGAUUCCUUAGCAAAUCCCGUAAUUUUAAUAAUAAUAGAUUCCUUAGCAAAUCCCGUAAUUUUAAUAAUAAUAGAUUCCAUAACAAUAGAUCUAAGGUUUCUAAUAAUAAAUUCCUCAGCAAGUUCAAUAAUAAAAUAUCUAAUAAUAACCUUAUUAAUCGAUUCAACAAUAAUAACCUUAUUAAUAAAUUCCUUAGUAGCAAUAGUAGUAGUAGAUUUAACAAUAAUAAUAAAGUGGAUUUUUACAAUAACCAUAAUAGCAGUAGAAUGUCCCCCAAUUGGAGUAGUUGGUAAUUUGAUAUCAUUAUAUUUUUAGUUGGCUCAGUAGAUGGCCCAACCUUUGAUGUAACCUCAAUUUUUACAAAAGUAACCAUAAAUUAUUGGAGUAGGAUGAUGG